AUGCGCUUCUGGUGGCCGGACUGGCACUCCGAGCGCUCGCCGUCCAGCGACAGCGAGUGCUCGACGGACGACCACUCCAGUCUCGCCAGCGACGGGUCGUUCUACGACGCGUCGUCUGAUGCGGAGACUGGGGUGGAUUUUGACCAAUCGCCGUCCUCCAUCCUCGAUGACACGCAACUCGUCAUCGGGGAUAGGACGGCUGUAAAUCUGAUGCGCCCGUUCCCGGAACGUUCCGCAGUCCCUUUCCCACUUGAAGUGGGACCAUACGGGAUGGGACGAGCCGACGUGGGACAGGCGCAUCCAGGGAUUUUUGGCGCCCCCGUUUUCGGCCCCGCCGAUGGCGAAAAUGGGCCGCGGACGCCGCCACGCGCGACACCGCCCCCCGCGGCGGUGACGGCGGAGUUGAACGCCGCCACUUCGGGCACGUGUUCGGAACACGCCUCGCCCUUGGCCCUGCAAAUGCCUGCGCGCGGCGACGUCUCUGGCGCGCGCGCGAAAGCCCGGUCUCCGGUCCCGACAUUGGGUACCGUCGAAGACCGGGGAGAGGCCCGGCGACACCCCGUUGGUACCGGUGAAGGUACCUUCGGCCCUAUACUUGGCUUAAGUAUAGGAGUCGCCGUGGCUUCUCGAAACGCGCAACAACACGCGCGGAUGGCCACGGAUCAAGAUGGCGCAGCGUGCGUCGGCCCGUUCGGGGCCUCAAGCACACCGCUCGCCGCCUCCUCCGCGCGCCGUUUGGCUUCCCCCGCCUCGCCGGACGCUCCCGCCGCUGCCGUGGCCUCGCAGGAUGAAGAUGCGAUUGUUGGCAUACCCGGCAGGGCGGGCGUUACGCUGCCCGACCGGGUAUCGCCGACACACGGACAAGGACUGCAGAGCGACGGCUCCCCGGGCGCAAGCAUGCGGCGCCCGGGUACCAAGACGUGCACCAAGGGCAUCUACACGUUACGGAGUGCCCUCCCAGACGUGGGAGCGGCCCACGACACUACGAUUGAUGCUGCUGGGCCCGGCAGGGCGGCAAGCAUGCUGCCCGACCGGGUCCAGCAUGGACAUCUACAGAGCAUCGGCUCCCCGGGUGCCCACAGGCACCCCACGGGUCCAGACGCGUGCGCGACGGGUCCCCCCGCCCUCCCGCUCGCUCCGGAAGCCCCCGCCGCCGCUCGAGACCCCGCGAUUGUUGCUCCUCCACCCGGCAGAGCGGCACGCAUGCUGCCUGACCGGGUGCAGCUCGGGUCCGCGCUCGUAGCCGCAACGGCUCGCGCAAUGGGAGCCUUCCAAGGCCCCAGCGACCCAGAGGAUAGCGAAAGCAGCGACGGCGGGCCCCCCGACGACGACACUGCCUCCUCGAUGGACGACGACGCUGCCACCUCCUCAAAUGAUGACGACCGGCUCGAGCAUGUAGCUACGGAGCUGCCUUCCCGAGCUGGAUACACUGCAGUGGCCACGGCCCUUCCUAUGGGGAUGCACGACGCCUCUCACGAGGCCGUGUCCACUGCAGCAUCCGUAUAUGUCCCAUGUUUACAGGUUUGUGACGACCAGCUCGGCGGGCAGGCACCCAUGCAGCCCGACCGAGCUGGGUAUGCCUCUUCGCUGCCACACGGCAGCGCGACGCUUGAUUUCGAUGCACAAUUUUUGCAAGACGAAGAGAGCAAGCGUGGCGAGGACGACGGUCGCCAAGGGCCGCUGCCAAGCUGCAGCACAGCCUGCAACCGGUCAACAGGACCCUGUGCUGGCUGUGUACGCACCGCUGGCCUGUCACCGACGAACCGCCCACCGUGGCACCUGCUUCGUGGACCGCUUCCACAGCGGUCCGUCCUACGCGCCCCUGCUGCACGUGCUCCUCCCGGUUCGUCGCCUAAACUCUAUCGUUCUCGUCCCGUGUGUGCUGUCUCGCACGAAGAGGUGGUCCUUCCACCUACCGGGCCCCUCUUUGCGGUGGCGUCUGCGGCAGCAGCAGCUGCAUCAAGCCGCACUGUAGCCGCAGACGUUGACCACCAACAGAGCGCCGUACCUACCACUCCCGCUUCCGCCGGGCACCAGCAUGUCCCCCCCAUGUGGUGCCCAUCGCUGUCACAGCGUGAAGUCCGGGUCGCUGGCAAACGCCGCCGCCUUGAUGACUUGGAAGCGGCGUUUCCUGACCUGGAUGAGCUCAUGGAUGACGCUAGUGUGGAUCUGGCCCACUGCUGGGUCGCGAUGAAGACAUGCACGGCAAGGAUAUCGUGCUUGCAGCUAGGGUACGGCACGAUCGACUCGAUGGGGGCCUCGUCAUCAUUCAGUGGACGCAGCAGCCAUCACUACGCCGCCGACUGGUGUGCGUAUAACCCCGGCUCCGGCAGUGCGACGACCGCUGACUCCCGCUGCAUCCGGUACUCGUGCCACGCGGUGGGGGCCACGUCACUGCGCGAUCGGGGCCGCGGCGGUUGCCCACCUUGUCACUGGCGAGACGACUGUUCCAGCGCCCACUGCCCGGCCUUCACUGCCAGCUGCACCUUGACGAGCGACGACACGGUGACUGCUGCGGAAGGUGCUCCGGCCCCUGUCCGUACGGCCCCGCCGCCUACGCCUGCACCACGUCCCGCAAGUCCGUCCCCAUCAGUGGAAGCGACGGCUGGUGUGGCCGAGACCGAGCCAUGGCUUCUGCGUUUCGACGGUGCAUGCCGGCAGAACCCUGGACCCGGGGGGCGCUGCAGUGAAACGAAUAACACUGCUGAGUACACAGCUCUGCUGGUGGGGGUCCAGAGCGCAGUCCACCAUGGUGCCACGCGAUUGCUCGUCGAAGGUGAUAGCAACCUGGUGCUGGCUCAGGUACGCGGAUCGCUCGGCUGCAACAACCGACGGCUUAGGCGCUUGCGAGGUCAAGUGCGAACGGAGUUGGCUCGCCUUGACUGGCACCAACUGCGGCAUAUCGACAGGAGCGCCAAUGCCCACGCCGACCGUCUUGCUAACCGUGCACUUGACCUCCGACGAACCGCCGUCGAGUGUGGACCUCAUUCUAGCGUCAUGGAUAGCUGCUUUAUCCUGGCUUCCUCUCCACCGGCUGCUACACCGGUAGAGCCAGGAAAUCCUGCUGAUGACUCUGGUGUCGAUGACAUGCUGGUGGACACAGUCAGUCUUGACAUUGAGGCCGAUAUUGCUGCUCGUGAUGGAGGUGAGGUCUUUCCAACCUUGCCUAUUGGCCCAGACUCAUCUCCUGCGCGGCAACCUCGGCUUCGAUUGCGUCCGUUGACCGAGGCGGAACAUGAUUCGGCUGCUGCUGCAGUGCAGCGGUUUGCCGAGGUCAUGGCUUGCAAGAUUGUGGACGCGGACAGUUGGAUUACAGGGGAAGGUUACAUCUAUGCUAUUCCUGACCGCCUUCGUGAAGUCCUUCUGCCGUACACCGUCGUCUCGGCUAGCUAUGCCAGGCCCAGAGCUACUCCGCCCCGCCAGCGACGACGUCGACCUCCACGUGUGACGCACACGCAACGAGAGCAUCGUCUCGAUGAGGCCCUGGACGACAUGCAGACGACCCAGCACACAAACCCGGGUAAUAGCCAAGCGGUGCAGAAGGCUCGCCGUCGUGUUGGAAGGAUCCGUGCAUCGAUAGCGCAGCUUGACUUGCGUCGAGCUUUCGCCACGGACGAAACCACGUGUGUGGGCAAGAUUUCGGACGGUGCCUCGGCGGAGACCGCGGGUGUCGAGCAUCCAGACACCUGCCCCAUCGGCAGAGAGGAGCUCCACCGUCAUUUUGUGGGCACGAGCACGGCCCCAGCUCCCUUCAACUACGAUGCUGCUGUCGGUUUGGAGGACCAGCUACGGCGGGCUGCCAAGGCAUCCAGCCCCGGGCACGAUGGGGUUGGCUAUGAUGUCUAUCGCCGGUUUGCCCUGCAGUUGGUGCCCCUUUUGCAUGCCGCGUAUCAGUUCUGUUGGCUGCAUCGGAUGGUGCCUUCGCUGUGGAAGGUGGGCAUCGUUUGCCUAAUCCACAAGAAGGGUGACCCGAUGCAGCCGACUAACUGGCGGCCCAUAUGUCUGCAGCCCGCUAUCUACAAACUCUACAGCGGGCUGCUGGCACGUCGGCUAUCGCGCUGGUUGGAAUUGAACAACCGGCUGCCGAUGGCUCAGAAGGGGUUUCGGGCGUUCAACGGUUGUCACGAGCACAACUUCGCGGCAACCACGAUGUUGGACCAGUCCCGACGGUCGCACCGGAAGUUGUACCAAGUGUGGUACGACUUACGCAACGCCUUUGGCUCGCUAACACAGGCACUCAUGUGGCAGGUGCUCUGCCGUCUUGGCGUCGAGCCCCGGUUUAUCAGCCGAUGCCAGGACAUUUACGAUGGGUCCGCCUUUGUGGUAGUGAAUGCAAAGGACGGUGCGACUGACCCAGUGAGGCAGGAAGUGGGGGUCUACCAGGGAUGUCCCUUGAGCCCACUCCUGUUUAUUGCUGCACUGGUACCUCUCGUACGACGCUUGGAACAGCUGGAGGAUGUCGGUGUGUCGCUGGCGGAUGGUGUACGGCCGUGCACCACCGCCUAUGCUGACGACAUCAAGGUGUUCAGCAACAGCGCCACUGGUAUCCAACGCUGUCAUGGCGUGGUCACGCGCUUCCUCGCUUGGACUGGGUUGCGUGCGAAUACGGCCAAGUGUGCUAGCCUCGCGGUUACCACCAAUGCCCGCGGCAACCUGGCUCUUGACGAUAGCGUUCGAUUGGAGCUUCAUGGUGAUAUCAUCUCCUCACUCGCCCUUAACGAGAGUUACCGGUACUUGGGGGUGGGCGAUGGCUUCGACCAUGUGCAGCACCGCCUCCAGCUUGAACCCAAGCUAAAACAGAUUAAGCGGGAGGCGGUAGCGCUGAUGCAGUCUAGCCUAGCGGAGUGGCAGGUGGUGAAGGCGUUGAAGACAUACGUAUACCCGAAGGUAGAAUACGACCUUCGCCACCUGCGCCCGCUACAUUCACAGCUCCAAGGCUUUGACUGCACCGUGAAGCGUGGAUUGCGGCAUCUGUUACGCCUGCCACAGUCCGCCACCACCGAGUUCUUCUACACACCUACUUCUGGUGGUGGGCUGGGCCUGCAGUCGCUGGUGGAGAUGCACCAAGCACUGCAGGUGGCACACGCGUGGCAGAUGUUGCAUUCGAAGGACCCCGCUAUCAUGGCGGUGGCACAAGCCCAAGUGUGUCAGGUGCUUGCGUCGUCUCCCCAUGCCAUUGCCAAUCGACGCUCGGGUGAUAUCGCUUCGUUAUGGGUGGACGUACAGCGAGUGUUAUGCGUCCACCAACUCAAGUUCUCUGACACCACUGCAGAGUCUGGACAAGAUCGUCUAGCACUUCGCGUGCCGCACCAUGACAAGUGGCUUGACCACAAGACUGUGUUGCGGCACGUAAAGUUGCACAUGAAGAUUCGCCACCAGACUCGGUGGAAGAGUCUGGCGGAUCAAGGCAAUACGGCCCGGGUACACGGUGGUCCCAGGUCCAAGUUUGUGAUGUCGGGAGCGGGCCUGUCCGAUGCUGAGCACCGUUUCGGCAUCCAGGCUCGCCUGAACCAAGUGGACACGAACUCGGUGCUCAAGCGACGCCGCUUGCGAGCCAACGCCCGCUGCCGGAAGCCGAACUGCUCGAGUGCCGAGACGCUGGCGCACGUUUUGAAUCAUUGUGCACCCAAUAUGGGUGCAAUACGCCAGCGUCACGAUAGUGCACUCGAGCAGAUUGGUGCCAAGAUUCGACAAGCACUCGUUCGCACCAAGUCCGGCGCAGAGCUACGCCUGAACCAGACAGUCCCCGAGUACACUGGUGCAGCUCUGCGCCCCGACAUCGUGUUGCGCGAUGUGGCCGCCAAGACCUUGUUUAUCGCUGACUUGGCAGUCACGUUUGAGAACCAUGCUGCUGGCGCUCGCCACUCCUCGCUUCACAGCAGCCAUGACUUCAAGGUGCUAAAGUACAAGCCAAUUGCGGAUGAGAUGAGGUUGAAGGGGUGGAGAGUGCAGUCUGCAGCACUGAAUUAUGGCACGCUGGGAUCGGUGUAUCCCAGCAACUUUAAGACCUACACGGAGAUGCUGCAUCUGCUCAAGCGUGAAGCCCGGCAGCUGGAUCUUCAGCUGUCGAGCCACUGCAUACGAUCAGGCCACAGGAUAUGGAGCGGGCAUUGUCGUCUUCACCGUGAUCUACAGCGCAGUGGUGGUGCCUCGGGAGCACCGCGUGGGUCUGGGGGGACCCCGCGGAGCAGAUCGCGGACACAGGUACGGCGAUAA
Molecule: messenger RNA, 6216 nt
Organism: Peronospora matthiolae
Lineage: Eukaryota; Oomycota; Peronosporomycetes; Peronosporales; Peronosporaceae
Source: the annotation of a GenBank genome assembly